This is a messenger RNA of Camponotus floridanus (Florida carpenter ant), 1360 nucleotides long. RefSeq lists its product as uncharacterized. NCBI's taxonomy places the organism in Eukaryota, Metazoa, Arthropoda, Insecta, Hymenoptera, Formicidae. The record is from RefSeq and is a predicted model, not a curated record. The transcript is spliced from 7 exons. Bases 330 to 1355 code for a protein of 341 amino acids.
UAUAUUGACACUUGGUGAACGUCUGGUGAAACAAGCUUUUCGAUCAGCGUCACGAUGAGUAUGCAGCUCCCUAUAUAAAUACACGCGGCCGCCAGUGCAGCCACUGAACGACAUUCAACAUGUUUACGUUGCGCACAUCAGAACUCGACUGAGAGUGACCAAUCACUAUCAAUCGCAUGCCUUUUUACAUUGGAACAUGGGAAGAUUUUCGAUAGUGGAGUUCGAAGAUGGAAUCCAACUUAUUCCCACGUCUUGGAUAUUUAGCGAUAAUAAAAAAUGUUAUUGGCCAUAUUACAAAAAACAAGAAAAAAUAAAUCAAGCUAUUUUUAAUGAAGAAUAUCCGGACAAUGACAAAUGGUCAUCAUAUGAUAUAUUACGAAUUUUUGGCAGCAGAUACAUAUACAAACGACAUGCGAAAACUGAAAUUGACUGAACAAAUUUCUGAUAUUGAGUCUGGGAAAGAUGAUAUUGACAAAAAAAUGUGUAGACAUAAUCGGGAAAAAAGAAGAUUCACUUCUAGUUCUGAGGAGGAAGAUUUUGAAAAUGAAGCUACUGAAGAGGAAGAUUCUGAAGAGAAAUCACGUACAACUCAAGAAAUCUGUAAAAAAAAACCCAGUAAAAUUCCGCCUUUGCCCACAUUAUCAAUUGUAAAACAGACACAGACGCUACCAGAAAAGAAAAAAAAGAUAUUUCACAAUCAAACAAGCAAUACUGAUAUUAAUUCAUCAUUAUAUAAUUUUAAUAAAUAUAGUACGAAGGAAUCUUCCAGUAGCGUGCAAUCUGAUAUUUCAUGUACGGGCAAACAAUCUACAUCAUCAUGUAAAACAGAUUUUCAAACAGAAAUACUUCGCAAACUGAACAUUAUUAUUCAUCAAGUAAAAAUGGUGGACAAGAGACUGGAGAUUCACGAAGAGCAAUGUCGUUUCAGCCUUGACAGACGUGAAGAUGAUAUUCUUCAAGAUGAAGAAAUAGGAUUACCUUUGCAUAAUGAAUUGGCAUUGGAUAUUUUAGAAACAAAAUUGAAGAACAAAGAAUUUUUUGAAAGCAUAGUAUAUACAUUAAAAGGCUUGGGAGGUUUCGAUGUGCAUUCUUGCACGAUUAAUUUAUUGAAAAAGUUGAUAACUAAUCCCUUGGCUGAAAUGUACAGCAUGGCUGGAGCAAAAAAGAAAAAGGCUUUUCAAGAUUUGAUUUUGUAUAAAAUCAUACUUAAAACUGUCCGCGUUCAUUAUAAAGAUACGACUGAGACGGAGAUUGCCCAAAUUAUCGCAAAAUGGCUAGUACAAGCCAAAGCUCGUCGCGAGAGAAAAAAAUGUCGAUAUAUUGAAGAAAACAGCGACCUCGUCAUCAUCACAUAACUCAU